Messenger RNA from Sinocyclocheilus rhinocerous, 2373 nucleotides. RefSeq names its product platelet and endothelial cell adhesion molecule 1a (gene pecam1a). The transcript has 14 exons. NCBI's taxonomy places the organism in Eukaryota, Metazoa, Chordata, Actinopteri, Cypriniformes, Cyprinidae. The record is from RefSeq and is a predicted model, not a curated record. Gene Ontology annotation, biological process: cell surface receptor signaling pathway; immune response. Gene Ontology annotation, cellular component: external side of plasma membrane. Bases 1 to 2163 code for a protein of 720 amino acids. Gene Ontology annotation, molecular function: transmembrane signaling receptor activity.
AUGCAUUCAGCAGUGACCAUUGAUCAGGUGACGCUGACAGUGCUUCCUGCUAAUAAUGUGGAGAGUGGCACUGACGUGAUCUUACGAUGUGAGGCCAGUGUCAGUCAGAGCCUCCCCCAGCCGCUGACAUACUCCUUCAGACUCCUGCAGGACGAUCAGGUGAUGUACUCCAAAAAUAUCAGUGCCUCAGUGAUGGAGCGCAGUUUAUCUUCUGCCAGGGUGUCCAACUCUGGCCGCUACCAGUGCAGUGUCCACAUCUACGACAAGCACAAGACAAGCAACAUCCUGUUAUUAAGCGUCACAGGUCUUCAGAACCCUAUGCUGAAGGUGAAGUCUGACAUCAUGUCUGAGGGGGAAGACAUUAUUGCCACGUGCAGUGCACCAGAGGAGACGGGCAGUCUGAUCUUCUACUUCUACGAGAAUAAUCUGGAUGUCAAGAGAGUCAUUAGUAGCAGCAACUCUGUGACGACCAUUCUGACCACGCAGAAGCUCACAGAAAUCUACCUGCAAUGUGCCUAUAUGGUUAUAAUGCACCCUAAUGCUGGCCUCUCCAACCAAAGCAACAUGGUGAAAGUUAUUAUACGAGAUCUUGAUGCGAUCACCCCACAGAUAAGUUUCUCACCCAAAGGGAAUGUUGUUGAGGGUGACAGAGUGCAGAUCACAUGUAAGGUGCAAUAUCCCCCAGAUAUUGAGUUGUACCUCACUAAAGGCAACAUCGUUCUUCAUGAAUCUCAUACAACCUUCACAAAGAGCCUCGUAGUAAGAGCUGAGGAUUCAGGGGACUAUGUGUGUAAAGCAGAGAAAGGCAGCGUGCAAAAGAAGGCAGUCUAUCCGCUACAUGUUGCAGAACUGUUCUCGAAGCCAAUUUUGAGAAUGAGCCCAGACCAGCUUUUUGAAGGAGAACGCUUCACUCUGACCUGCAGCAGUACUGUAAUCUCCUCAGUGAAGAUCGGAAAAGCAGACAUAAAGUAUGUUCUGCUGAAAGAUGGUCGACGCAUUUCAGCAGUUGCAAAAUACGAAGACACUGCAAGCCCCGCCACCAAUGGGCAAUACUACUGUAUGGCAAUGGCUAAAGAAGUUAACAAGACCAGCUCACCACAUGAUGUAAAAGCUAAAGUGCCUGUUUCUGCCCCAGUCCUUCGUGCUGUUAAUACGGUGAUUGUCGGUAAGCCGUUCAGGAUUUCAUGUGAGGCUGAAAAUGGAACGCUUCCAAUAACCUACACCUUACUGAAGACCCGCGUUCCAGUGGCUAACAGGACAGUGGUUGAGGCAGCCAACAGGGCGAUCUUUAACAUAACCUCCAUCAGUUUUCCAGAAGAGAUCUAUACCUUCGCAUGUCAGGCUUUUAACCGUGGGUCAUCGUUCAGUAGGACCAGUGAGCCCCUUAGAGCACCUGUCAUAGUACCCGUUUCCAGGCCAGUCCUGGAGCCAAAGGAGGUUACAGUCACAGAGGGGUCAGAUCUUACCCUCAUCUGCCGUGUACAACAGGGAACUUACCCCAUCACCUUCACCUGGUAUUAUAACAGAGUUAUGCUCCUUUCCUCCAUCCAAGAGGUCAGAUCCUUAGAAGGAAAACAUGUCGUCAAAGCCAUCGAACGAGACCAGAGAGGCGACUACUACUGUGAGGCGUCCAAUUACGCCUCUGAAACCAAAAAGAGUUAUCCAGCCAGAAUUGGUGUCAGUUUAGCACUGUGGAAGAAAGCUCUUAUUGGAGUGUUCUGUAUCUUGCUUUUGGUGGCUAUCGUCUUAGUCCUGACAGUCUUUUUUAAGAAAAUGUCCCAUCCACGCAGAAAAAAGCAAGCAACUGAGUUAUCAGUAAAACCUUCAAGGCCCAAAUCAGGUGACCCAAUGAGAAUAAGCCUUACUCUCGACAUUGAAGACAACACCGCUAUCAAUGGAACUCCCUGUGUGAUGGGCAGGAAUGUCUGGAGUGAAAAUGUAUCUGGCUCAGAAUCUGACGAUCAUGCUGAUGAAGACUCUGAGCUGGUUCAGCCACAGGAAGUGGAUCCCAGCAGAGAAGUUCCUGUGACGAAAAGCAUAGAGCCCGAAUACAGUGUCCAACACACAGAGGUCCAGGUGUCCACACCAGGAGUUUCGGAACAGGCUGAGGGCGCAGCUCUGGAAUAUGCACAACUCAACAACAGUGAACAAGAACCUGCAUAGAGUCUCAACACUUACACUUAAUUUAUUCAGUUUCUCCACCACCAGAAGCUGAUUUUUAUUCAUGAUGUACUGACAUUGAAUAUUUUGCUUUGUUGUUAUUAUUGACAUUACUUUGUGGCUUAGGUUGUUUUUUAAGUGAGUAACAUUUUGUUGUGAUGUUUAUAAAUGAGAGAUUAAAUUCUGAGCAGUCAAAUCAAGCCUUUGGCUGCU